Messenger RNA from Saccharomyces kudriavzevii IFO 1802, 1578 nucleotides. RefSeq names its product Mcx1p (gene MCX1). The coding region runs from base 1 to 1578 and encodes 525 amino acids. The record is from RefSeq and is a predicted model, not a curated record. Gene Ontology annotation, molecular function: ATP binding; ATP hydrolysis activity. Gene Ontology annotation, biological process: proteolysis; protein catabolic process. The transcript has a single exon. Lineage: Eukaryota; Fungi; Ascomycota; Saccharomycetes; Saccharomycetales; Saccharomycetaceae. Gene Ontology annotation, cellular component: mitochondrial matrix.
AUGUUGAGAUUUGCAAGCCAAAACUUAAUCAGAACUUAUUCUAGUAGAAUUGGCCGAUAUGCUGCCACUGCUUCCGGGAAACUGGCACAGUCUCGCUUGUCAAGCAUACCAACUCCAAAAACGUUAAAGAAAUUCCUUGAUGAGUAUAUCAUUGGUCAAGAUAUUGGUAAGAAGGUUUUGAGUGUAGCAGUUUAUAACCAUUAUCUGAGAAUUAAUGACAAGCAAAAGAAAAAGGAAUUACAAAAACAGAGAGAGUUGAUAGAACAGGAGAAAAUUACGAGUGAUAAGGAUGAACCAAUUUUCAGUGGGAACAGCGAAUCUAAAGCAGGUUGGAGAAAUCUUCAGAGACAAUUUAAUUCAGCAGGCAGAGAAGUAGACGAAGAUCUGGAAUUAAGCAAGAGUAAUGUCCUUGUAGUUGGUCCUUCGGGUUCUGGUAAGACCUUGUUGGCGACAACUCUAGCGAAAAUAUUAAAUGUUCCCAUUGCAAUUACUGACUGUACGCAAUUGACUCAAGCAGGUUACAUUGGUGAGGACGUUGAAGUGUGUAUCGAAAGAUUGCUUGUGAAUGCUGAGUUUGAUGUUGCAAGAGCAGAAAAAGGAAUUAUUGUGCUUGACGAGAUCGACAAAUUGGCCAAGCCUGCUGCAAGUAUUGGUACUAAAGAUGUGUCUGGAGAAGGUGUUCAACAGUCACUUUUGAAAAUCAUUGAAGGUCAUAAAGUAGAACUUACUGUUAAAAGGCCUGUUAAGCAUGACAUUGAUGGGCAAAAAAACCAAACCACAACUAAAAAGGAUGAAAUAUUCGUUAUAGACACCUCAAACAUUCUUUUCAUGAUUAUGGGCGCUUUUGUUGGUUUAGACAAGCACAUUGUUAAAAGGAUAGACGAUAUGAAGAAACUUCGUAAGGCCACGAAGUGUGUUGAGCCACCAGAUAGCAAAGAACUUGAGAAAGAAAGAGUGAAAAAUUUUAGAUUUAGUAAUACACUUGAGCAGGUUGAAUUGGAUAACGGAAAAAAAGUAUGUGCUUUAGAUUUGACUACACCGACAGACUUAGUGAGCUUUGGUCUAAUUCCCGAAUUGAUCGGGAGAGUUCCCAUCAUAACCGCACUACAACCUCUGCAAAGAGAUGAUUUGUUCCAUAUAUUGAAGGAGCCAAAAAAUGCCUUGUUAGACCAAUAUGAGUAUAUCUUCAAACAAUUUGGGGUCAAAUUAUGCGUGACGCAGAAGGCUCUAAAAAAAAUUGCUCAGUUUGCCCUUAGGGAAGGAACGGGCGCCAGAGGCUUGAGAGGAAUAAUGGAAAGGUUACUGUUGAACGUUAAUUACGAUUGUCCGGGUUCUGACAUCGCUUACGUCUUAGUCGACGAAACUACAGUUGACUCGUUGCAAGAAACAGAACAUUCUUUAGCCUCCCAUGUGGAUGUCAAGUAUUAUCCGGCUGACCAAAAGGACAGCUUGAUACGUGACGUUUCUGAAGAGGAUAAGAAAUUAGGAACUACAUUAUCCAAAGAGUUGGGCUAUUCCGCCCGCAUCCAUACGCCCACAAUCAUGAAAAGAAGUUUUAUUGGAGAAAUAAAUGAUUAA